Patella vulgata (common limpet) is the source of this 2703-nucleotide messenger RNA. Its product is annotated as kinesin-like protein KIF15. The transcript has 24 exons. The coding region runs from base 82 to 2703 and encodes 873 amino acids. Gene Ontology annotation, biological process: microtubule-based movement. NCBI's taxonomy places the organism in Eukaryota, Metazoa, Mollusca, Gastropoda, Patellidae. Gene Ontology annotation, molecular function: microtubule binding; ATP binding; microtubule motor activity. The record is from RefSeq and is a predicted model, not a curated record.
UGAGAAGAGAUUUUUAUUACAUUUUUUUGUUAUUAUUCCUUCAUAUUUCAAUGACUGCACGACAAUAGACAUAUUUUUGUGAUGGCUGAUUCAUCUCAAGAUGCAGGGGAAGGUGAUUCAAUUAAAGUAUUUGUUCGAGUUCGACCACCUGAUAAUAGAGAUAAUGAAGUGGGAUCUAAACGUGUCGUUGAUGUUGAUGAAGGAAGGAAAGCCAUCAUCAUGCAAUCAAAACCAGAACCUAAACUAUUUACUUUUGAUCAAGUAGCCGAUAUCCAUAUUACACAGGAAUCUGUAUUUACUGCUGUAGGUAAGAAGAUAAUAGAAGGCUGUGUAACAGGAUAUAAUGGAACCAUAUUUGCUUAUGGUCAGACUGGUUCUGGUAAAACAUUUACUAUGUUGGGUCCAUCAGAAGAUUCUGAUAAUUUUCAGCAUGAAAUGAGAGGAGUGAUACCUAGAGGUUUUGAAUAUUUAUUUAGUUUGAUAAACAGAGAACAAGAAUUGCAUGGAGAAAGAAAACAAUUUUUAUGUCGAUGUUCGUUUAUAGAGAUAUAUCAAGAACAAGUAUUUGAUUUACUAGAUCCGGCGUCUACAGGUCUACAUCUACGAGAGAAUAUUAAAACUGGUGUAUAUGUUGAUGGUAUAGUAGAACAAGCUGUCGCAAAUUAUUCAGAAGCUUAUCAAGUAUUAAAUGCGGGUUGGCUCAAUAGAAGAGUUGCUGCUACAUCUAUGAAUCGAGAAAGUUCUAGAAGUCAUGCUGUCUUUACUGUGUCUAUAGAAUCAAAGGAACAAAAGGGAGGUGUACAGAAUUUAAAAACAUCUCAGUUAAAUUUGGUUGAUUUAGCUGGAAGUGAGAGACAAAAAGAUACACAUGCCAUCGGUGCUAGAUUAAAGGAAGCUGGUAGUAUCAACAAGUCUUUAUCUGUAUUAGGUAAUGUUAUAAUGUCUCUAGGUGAUAUAGCACAUGGUAAAAGUAGACAUGUACCAUAUCGGGAUUCAAAACUCACAUUUUUAUUACGGGAUUCUCUGGGUGGUAAUGCUAAAACACAUAUAGUAGCCUGUGUUCAUCCUGGUUCUAGAUGCUUUGGAGAGACAUUGUCAACGCUGAUGUUUGCUAGAAGAGCUAAAUUGAUCAAAAAUAAGGCUGUACUGAAUGAAGAUACCCAAGGUAACUUGAUGCAUCUACAAGCUGAAAUACGUAGAUUAAAAGAUAUGUUGGCCCAAUUUGUUGAUGGAAAUAUACCAAAAGCUAUUGGUGAUUCUACAGAAGAAACCCCAGUCACUACUGCCAGCUCAGAUAACUCGGAAUGGAAAAAAUUCUUCAUGGAGGCUAUGUUUUUCCGAGAAAAAUCUGAACAAGAAAAAAAGAAUAUAUUACAAGAUCUGAGUAAAUAUGAAGAGUUAUGUAGUAAAAAAGAGAAAUUUUUACAGUCAACUAAAAUGAUUAUCAAGUUUCGAGAGAAUCAUAUAGCUAGAUUAGAGAAAUCUCUUAAAGCUAAAGAACCUGUACCUCUUUCUGAGAAAGAUAUUGAAAUAGCUGAAUUAAAAGAAGAAUUAAUGAAUGUGAAGAAUCAAUUAGAACACCAUCCAGCAUUUGCUAAAUAUGCCAUGGAAGUUCAGCAUCUGAAAUCAGAAAUAAAACUCAGUCGCAGUCAUAAUUUACAAUCUACAAUGUCUGAUACACAGUGUUUAUCACAACUAGAAAAUACCUUUCAUAAAUUAUUAACCAACAAAACACAAUCAUCAGAUUUAGAUAUGAUAAGUCCAAGUUCAACACCCCAACAGAAUGAUACAGUAUCAACAGCUACUAUAGAGAGAUAUAAAUCACAAAUAAACACAUUACAAGCUGAACUUGAUGAGGUCAAGAAACAGUCUCUUGAACACAAAGAAGAAAGAGAAAAGAAACAAGUGGAACUUGAAGCUGAAUUAACAUCCUCUAAAAAAAUGAUUUGUGAAUUAGAGCAGGUUCUCGAAGCUCACAAAUUAAAAAGUAGAAUUGAAAGAGAAGCACUGAGUGAUAUGCAUGCACAGACACUAAAGGUGAUGACGACACCAACAAGAGCUAAAUAUCAUUUAAGAAAUCGUACUAUAGUUGCCAGAUGUUCUGGAGAUAAACCACCGAGUACAUUAAUGGAUGAUUCUAUAGAAGAAGAAGAUAAUAGUUUAUUAAAUGAAACACAACCAACUGUUAUGAUGGAAAUGGCUAACGAAGCCUUAACAGAGGAAAUUAAAUUAUUACAGGACACCAAUAAUAAAAUGUCUGAAAGAUUAGAAGAAUUUGAGGCUGACCAGAUUCGAUUACGUCAACAAAUGACGAAGAUUGGACUUGAAAAUAGCCAGUUAAAUGAAAUAUUAAGUAAUGAAAGAAGUAGUUGGACAGAAAAAGAAGAAACUAUGACAGCAAGAAUUAAUAAAUUAAAAUCAGAAUAUGAUGAAGCUGAGAGUAACUCUAGUAUGUAUAAACUAGAAGUGAGAGAUUUAAAGAUCAUAUUAUCUGGUGCUGAUAAAGAAUUACGGGAAUAUAAACAAAAAAGUAAAUUAGCUGAAUGUGAAAAAGAUAAAGUUAUACAAACUUUAGAAACUAAGAUUUUACAAGUUGACAUGGAGUUAGAUAGGUUUUCCAAAGAGCUUGAUUCGGUUACCAAGGAGAAAGAAAUAUUGCAGGAACAACUAGAAACAACAAGAGUGAUUAUAGAUUAUUACUAG